Molecule: messenger RNA, 943 nt
Organism: Penaeus indicus
Lineage: Eukaryota; Metazoa; Arthropoda; Malacostraca; Decapoda; Penaeidae
Exons: 2
Coding region: 95-562 (155 amino acids)
Source: RefSeq, a predicted model, not a curated record
UUCUCUAAAAGCGGUUGGUUCUCGAGAAGCGGUUCUCCUUGAGAGUGACGGUUCUCCUCGUGUGGUUCUUGAGAGUGACGGUUCUCAAGAAGUGAUGGUUCUCCUCGAGAAUGAUGGUUCUCAAGAAGUGAUGGUUCUCUGGAAGCAUUUCUCGAGAGUGACAGUUCUCCUCGAGUGGUUCUUGAGAGUGACGGUUCUCCUCGAGUGGUUCUUGAGAGUGACGGUUCUCCUCAAGUGGUUCUUGAGAGUUACGGUUCUCCUCGAGUGGUUCUUGAGAGUGAUGGUUCUCCUCGAGUGGUUCUUGAGAGUGACGGUUCUCCUCGAGUGGUUCUUGAGACUGACGGUUCUCCUCAAGUGGUUCUCUAGAAGUGACGGCUCUCGUUCUCGCCGAGGGUUUCGGAGGCGUGUCGCGGAUGGGGUUUCGUUGUUGGUGGAUCUUGUGGUGGUUCUGAAACCAUUCCUGGAGAGAACCACUUAUUGUGACUCUUGUGUGUGUUGGGUUCUGAACCACUCAAGAGACUCGGUGUGGGUUCUGAACCACUUAUGUGACUCUUGUGUGUAAGUUCUGAACCACUCACUCUUUAUGUCAGGUUCUGAACCACUCAAGAGACUCAGUGUGGGUUCUGAACCUUUCCUAGAGAGAACCACUCACUCUUGUGUGUAGGUUCUGAACCACUCACUCUUGUGUGUAGGUUCUGAACCACUCACUCUUUAUGUCAGGUUCUGAACCACUCAAGAGACUCAGUGUGGGUUCUGAACCUUUCCUAGAGAGAACCACCCACUCUUUAUGUCAGGUUCUGAACCACUCAUGUGACUCUGUGUUUUUUGGCUCGAAAUGGUUCGUCGGUUUGACUCUUAACGUCUGCAGAGGAGAAAGAAAGGAGAAAAGGAGAAAAGGAGAAAGAAAGGAAAGGAGAAAGAAAAAAGAAAGAAAGAAAAGAAA